CUUAACUUCCGGCAUUUCGAUAACUCACACCCCAGACAGUUUCCUCAUCAAUAAUUCUUCUUUAUUUACACAAUUAAAGAUGAUUUUAUUAGAAAUUCACAACAGGAUUGUAGAGGAGACAUUAACAAACAAAAUCAAGAGCAUUCAAGAUGGAAAUAAACCAGAUACUAUAGAUAUUACAAUUGCUGACUUUGAUGGUGUACUUUUUCACCUUACCAACCCAAAUGGAGACAAAAGCAAAAUCACAGUCAGUAUAUCGCUGCAUUUUUACAAAGACUUAGAGGGGCAUGGAGCAGAAGAGCUCAUCAAGCGGGAAUAUUCUGAUAUUCUUAUUGCCCCCGAAGAUGGUUACAAUGUCACAGUACAGUUUGACCUUGAAAACAUUCCACCAAACUGGGAAGAGCUCGUGAAAAAGACGUCCCUACUGAAGAGGAACUGUUUUGCGUCAGUGUUCGAAAAGUACUUCAAGAUUCAGGAAGACAUUCAAAAGGCUAAGAAGAAUAACACACCUCCGCCUGCCGCAGAGAGGGCUGUGGUGCAGUAUCGGCCUGACGAGACUAUGUAUGUUGAAGCGAUGGGAGACAGAGUGACAGUGAUAUUCAGCACCAUAUUUAAGGACGAUGACGACAUCAUCAUAGGGAAGGUCUUCAUGCAGGAGUUUAAGGAAGGUCGUCGUAACAACCAGCAAGCACCCCAGGUUCUCUUCAGCCACAAGGAACCACCAAUGGAGCUGAAGGAUACAGACGCUCGGACAGGGGAAAACAUUGGAUACAUCACAUUUGUGCUAUAUCCCCGUCACACGUCCCCAGCGGCCCGAGACAACACCAUCAACCUGAUACACACUCUGAGGGAUUACCUACACUACCAUAUUAAGUGCUCAAAGGCCUACAUUCACACACGUAUGCGAGCCAAGACGUCAGAUUUCCUACGAGUUCUCAACAGAGCUCGCCCAGAGAAGGAAAAGGAAAAGAAAACGAUCACUGGAAAGACAUUCCGACAAAGCUAGACAUCAAGAUGAUUAGGCGACCUUAUAUUUCAUCUUUGUGAUUUCUGAUUGUGUAAAACAACAGUUAAGAUAUAUAUCAGUUUGUCAAAGAACAAGCAUAAAAAAUUGAUAGUAUAUUUGUAGUUUUGGAAAUUUGCCAAAGUUGUUAUCUAAUAUUGUGGUUAUGGGGAAGAUGUGUAAUUGAUGGGGAUUUUGCUGGUACAAAAAAUCUUGAAAACGAGCAGAUUAGAUUGUUGACAAUAUUUUUAAGAGCUGUUGUUUAUACUUACUGUUUAAAAUCAUGAACAAUUUAUAGCCAUGUUAAUUUGGUGCAGUAUUUCUCCCUAAUUGACUUAUGUAAUAUCUUCAUUUCUGAAUGUUUGCUACCUAAAUUGAGUGAUAUGUAAAUACAUGUAUAAAACAAUGCUAAAUACAUUGAAGGAAACUUGAGUGGCAUUUCAAAUUCAUCUGCUUGUUCUGUUGUAUGUUUAGGAAUCAGGCCCAAAAAUAAGUGAAAGGGACAAGACACCAUUCACACAAAAAAUUGUCAAAAACUUGCAUAAAAUUGAUAUUUUUGAGUACUGCACAUUAAAUCUUACCAACUUUGCAUAUCACAUUGCUCAUUACACAAGUAUCUUUCACAGUUUUGCAUAUUUUUCCAAUGUGGAAAUUACUAUGUGAAUCCCAGUAAUAUAAAAAUAGUGUUUGUGUAUCUAUCUACUAAUCACAGAUUUUCCACAUACUGAAUAUACAUACUAUAAACUGGGAAACCAGUAUGCGCUAAUUUUAAACAGGUAAACUCAGCUGAGACAGCAAUAAAAUAUUAUUUUAAUGAUGUAAAACGAUGUAUUAUUGGCCUCAUACUAGCUCAUAGUAAUAAUUCUAGACGAGUUUUGAGGAAGUACUGUUUUUUGCGGACGUUGAGACCAUCUGGUGUCCAGUCCCUUUGAUUCUCCUACCAUCAUGUUAAAUUUUGACUCUGGUGACCCAAAGUAAUUUUGGUAGGAUUUGAACUGAUAAUGCACAAAAUUCACAUAUUUUUGAGUCGCUUUCCUUGAAGUGCUACUUUAUUAUGUUUCUGAAUAAUCUGCUGGAAACUAAAUAUACCUUGUUAAUUAAACUAUGAUUAUUUUUUUUAAUCAAAUUCAAACGCCUUAUUAAUGUCAUUGUUGCUUUUGAUUAUUUAUUUCACUUUAUACCAGUUUUAAUAUAACUCUUAUGGUAUCUUUGGGAAUAAUGUUCCGUUGUUAAUUAGUAGUAACUUGAACAGGGAAUUUAUUAUUCAUGACUUAUUUUUUGUAUACCCUACAUGUCAUGUGUAUACCUCUUAUACUGCAUGCAUACUGUAUAUGUUGCAAUAAUAUGAAACAAAAAAUAAAAGUUUAUAUGGA
Messenger RNA from Mya arenaria, 2376 nucleotides. Its product is annotated as actin-related protein 2/3 complex subunit 2-B-like. Gene Ontology annotation, cellular component: Arp2/3 protein complex; actin cytoskeleton. The record is from RefSeq and is a predicted model, not a curated record. Gene Ontology annotation, molecular function: actin filament binding; structural constituent of cytoskeleton. The transcript is spliced from 10 exons. The coding region runs from base 80 to 1006 and encodes 308 amino acids. Lineage: Eukaryota; Metazoa; Mollusca; Bivalvia; Myida; Myidae. Gene Ontology annotation, biological process: Arp2/3 complex-mediated actin nucleation; actin filament polymerization.